UUCAAUUCAAUUCAAUAGCGAUAUCUUAGGAAACCCUUUUAAGCAGCAAAUAUAACCGGAUCUAGUAGUUUGUUAUCACCAAAACUAAGGGUGCAGAUCUCAUUGUUGACAGUCAGUAUCAGAUGGAUCACUUUGCAGCACAUGAAGAGCAACUUGCUUCACAGAGAAUGAGGCAGAAACUUGAAGAAGUAAAUGUGGCUGCUCAAACUAAUUUUGUCCCUGUCCAAAGCCAUUUACAUUAUAUAGUCCAGAAAACAUAUUUUAAGUGUGCAUAUGAGUGCUUUGAUAGAAGCAAAAGCCAGGAAGAAAUAAGCAGUUGUGUCGAAAAGUGCAGUGUUCUUUCUAAUCUGCAACAUACAUUGGAGAUGGCACAGUUUCAGGAGAGGUUGAAUAGAUCUCUGAGGGUGUGUCAAGAUAAGUACAAGGCGGCUAGGCUACAGAAUAAAAAUGAUGCUAUGAAAGAUUUGGUUUCCUGUGCUGAGCGGUCAAUCCAGAAAGCAUCAAGAGGCUUACUUUGGAAUUAGUGACAAUGGCUCCCAGUAGCACGUUUUUCUAGUGGGAAAAGACUAUCAUUGUUGUUAUUGGUUCAUUGUAGCUUUUUUCUUCUUCCUUACAUUUAAUUUAACCCACAAGAAAAUACUUGCAUUACAAACAGAUCAUUGAUAAUAAGGGUGUUUUCUCAACA
This is a messenger RNA of Glycine soja, 685 nucleotides long. RefSeq lists its product as uncharacterized. Bases 123 to 524 code for a protein of 133 amino acids. Gene Ontology annotation, cellular component: cytoplasm. The transcript has 3 exons. The record is from RefSeq and is a predicted model, not a curated record. Lineage: Eukaryota; Viridiplantae; Streptophyta; Magnoliopsida; Fabales; Fabaceae.